Messenger RNA from Aplysia californica (California sea hare), 4688 nucleotides. RefSeq names its product N-fatty-acyl-amino acid synthase/hydrolase PM20D1.2. Gene Ontology annotation, molecular function: hydrolase activity, acting on carbon-nitrogen (but not peptide) bonds, in linear amides. Gene Ontology annotation, biological process: amino acid metabolic process. The record is from RefSeq and is a predicted model, not a curated record. The coding region runs from base 197 to 1702 and encodes 501 amino acids. NCBI's taxonomy places the organism in Eukaryota, Metazoa, Mollusca, Gastropoda, Aplysiida, Aplysiidae. The transcript has 13 exons.
CGAAAGAGAGCAUUCACAAGAUCUUCUCUUGUCAAGUUCUUCACCUGUCUACCUUUGACCUUUGGACCGGCAGCUGAACAAACGUCUCGUUCCACUAGGCUACUAUUUAACUAUUGGAUUUUUAAGUCUUAGUUUCUUACUCAGAUCAAGAUUCUAGCUUUUUAUCCGUUGCAGAAGAGAAAAGAAAAUUUUAACCAUGAUCAAGAGGGUGAUUUUAGCAGCACUGUUGCUGUUUAUGAUAAUUCUGGUGGUGAGGACUGUGUACCUGUCACGCAGAAGUGUUCCGGCCAAAGAAUGUAAGGCGUCGGACACAGACUUCAUUCCUCUGUCGCAGCCAAGGUUACAGCGAUUUCAACAGGCCUUACGCUUCAGGUCAAUUAGUGAGGAAAGAGGGGUCUUCAACGCAGAUCAACUGCAGAAGUUGGGAGAUUUCUUGAUUGCAAGCUUUCCGCUCGUUCAUGCUCAGUCUGAAUGGGAGAGAGUCAACAACUACAGCUUUCUGUAUCACAUCAAAGGCAGCAAUCCAUCUCUGAAGCCGUACUUGCUGAUGAGUCACCUGGAUGUUGUACCAGUGACAAAUCUUGAUAAGUGGGAUGCACCCCCUUUUUCUGGUGACGUCCAUGACAACUUCAUAUACGGGAGGGGUGCUAUUGAUGUGAAACAAUGCGUCAUGGGUAUCUUGGAGGCAACUGAGUAUGUGCUGGCCAGCGGUGUGCGCCCUGUGAGGUCGUUCUACAUCGCUUUUGGUCAUGAUGAAGAGAUACAUGGUCAUGAGGGUGCUAAUCGCUUGGCACAGCGACUCCGAGAGAAAGGAGUCACGGAACUGGAGUUUGUCUCUGAUGAGGGCCUACCUGUCUCAGAAGGCAUCAUAGCUGGCAUCACUGGGCCCGUUGCAAGUGUGGGUGUAUCAGAGAAGGGCUUCGUAAUGCUCAAGCUGUCAGUGGAUGCUCCCCCUGGCCAUUCCUCCAUGCCCCCACGAGAGUCUACCAUUGGCAUUCUGGCUAGAGCCGUGCACAAGCUUGAGUCUAAUCCUCACCCCAGUGUCCUUGGACAAGGCAUUGAAACAGACAUGUUUCAGGCCCUGGUACCUCAGAUGAGCAUUCCUCACAGAGUGAUCCUGUCUAACAUCUGGAUAUUUGAGCCUGUUCUGUCCUGGUUCCUGUCUCUGAACCCCACAACAGCGGCCAUGAUACGUACAGUCACUUCUGUGACAAUAUUCAAGGCAGGUGUGAAGAACAAUGUGAUCCCACCCCAUGCUGAGGCCAUAGUAAACCACAGAAUUCACCCUUCUCAGACUGUGAAAGAGGUCAUUGAGUAUGACCGUGCUUUAAUUGCUGAUGACAGAGUCAAGAUUGAAGUGGACUCCAUGAUGGAAGCACACCCUGCGGCAGGCUAUGGAGAGGAAGACUUUGGUUACCAGGUUUUAAAGACAACAGUAGGCCAGAUAUGGCCCAAAGCAAUAGUUGUUCCAGGAAUCAUGAUCGGCAACACAGACACGAAAUACUACCUCCCAUUCACACACAACGUUUAUCGCUUUUCACCAACCCACAUGUUCCCGGGAGAUCCUGAACGUUUCCAUGGCAUCAACGAACGCAUUUCUGUAAAGAACUACGAGCAGGUGAUCAACUUUUACUACCACCUCAUCCGCAACUCAGACCAAGCAGGUGUCUCGCCAACGCACCCACCACACCAUGAGUUUUGAAGAGUCACUCUUUGGCUUGCUUCAAACUUUGAACGACCGUUUUUAUUUCCCAUAAAAGACAGCACAGACUUUGAAUGAUUAACCAUCCGUCCCAUUACCUCAGUUGAGCCUGAGCUAUUUAUCACCCAGCAACUGUUGCAGCCUAACAGUUUUGGGGUAUAUUGAAUCGUUGAUCACAAAAAGACUGAAAGUAUCAUAUUUUUUUCUAAUGCAGCAAAAAAAAAAAGAAAGAAAUGCUCUCACAGAAAGAGUGAACCUCAUCUAGUUUGUACCAAAUUUUUUUCUUUUAUCAAUGUUUGGAAAUGGCAAUGUCUGAGGCUUACACAAUUUUUUUUUGCACCAAAUUUAUAAUAAAGUUAUCCAUAAAAAUAACUGUACAGCAUGGAAUAAGCAACGCCCAGAGUUCAUAUUACUUCUUCUAUAUGUUACAGAACAUUUUCUGUAUGACUCAGAAACAGCAUAAUAGCAGUUAAUUCUAACUUAUGUAUUUUGAGUUUGGUGUGGAAGCAUGAAAUCGAGUUCCUGUAGGAGUCCAGUACAUGAUGCAUUUCAUUAAUGGUGCGACAGUAUCCUGUUGCUAGAGUUCUGUUUGAAAUCUACACUGAGAUACUACUAUCAUUUUCUCACCUUGUGUAUUGUUACACUUGCAACUAAUAGAUUUAGUGAUACUUUUCCCAUAACUAGAACUACUAGAUUUGUAUCACUUGGACUAGACUUGUUAGAAGAAGAAAGCUAUUCUGAUUACUACUUUCACUUCCACCCAACUCCGACUCCAACUCUUCAUCGGCUGAGCUACAGCCUUAUCCAUCGAUCUAGCUGCUUCUAGUAACUUUUGUUGGACAUUGUGGGAGCUUUAGCCUUCUAUUUCACUUUCAGACCCUUUUACAUUACAUGGGAUGUCCCUCCUACAGGCCACACGACUUGCUGCAGACAGACACCUGUGUCUCCCCGCGACACCCCAGGGUACAAGCGGAAGAAAAAAGUAAAAGUAAAGUUACAUUUCAAACAUGUUUCAUUAUAAAAAUUACCGCGGCUUUGUUUCCGUUUACAGAGCUUCAGUCACAAUGCAGGAUUGACUGACUUAGUCCGUUACAACUCAGAAGUAUUGCACACAACUUCACCAAAUUUUUUACGAAACGGAACAAGUGGGUCAACUGUUAGCUUAUUGCUUCUCAUAACUUGUAACCGAAAAACAACAGAGAUAUAAAUUGAUAAAACACAUCCCGUAAAUACAUGAUAUUCAGCCACCAGGCCGGUGGCACAUCUCGUAAAUACACUGGAAUAUGCUCAAGUGAGUUAAAGGCACCACAGUUUUGAAUAGCAGCUUACCCCUCAAUUGCUUGGUUUGACAGCAAUCAGCUGCAAUUUCAAACUAGCUACAUGAACUACCCUAACGACCUUAAUUUUUCAGAUGUUAUCCUUACAACGGGAACUAAAAUAUGAACAGGGGCUGUGUGCUAAAUGUCUGUGCAACCCCUACAACAUAUUCGUACACAAAGCACCGAAUGUUUAACUCUGUAAUUUUCCAAUCCCUACUAGCUUUAUCAAGCAAGCUGUCAAAUCCUUGUCUAAUUUUGAACCUACCAUAAUGUUGAACUGCAACCUACCGUUUUGAUGAUCAGCCCACCGAACCUGUCACAAAUUUCAACAGUAUAACUUCCAGUUUUCCUCAAACUUAAAACAGCUACCCACCUAAGCCCCCUCAAAUUGUGAACAGCAGCUCCCCAUCAAUUUUGACAACUACCCUCUGUGAGUUUUGAACAGCUACUUGUCUUUCAACCUAACCCACUGUCAGUUUUGAACCAUUACAAAUCCACUCAAUCCACCACACGAGUUUUUGUGCAGCUGCCCAUAUCCUACUACUGAUGACCGUUGAUUUUUUCAUAUUGUUUUUAUCUGACAUGAUUUGUUCUCUUCUUGGCAGCAAACCACAUUUCAUAUAUAAUCAAUGCUUCAAUUGAAUUCUAAUAUUGUCCUAAAGACUAAAGCCUUUCGACUAGUGGCUCCUUCUGCAUAUUGACAUGAUUAUUCUUGCCCUCUUUUUUGACCAUGAUAGUAAUACAAUAGCAGUACUAGUGAAACUUUUUCCUGUAUCAAAACUGAAGUUUGCAUGGUCUACAGUACUAUUGUUUUUGGUGUAAGCUGGCCUUUGUACUAGUUGGUUGUUACGUUGAUUAGAUCUGGAAGUUGGAGGCAGAGUGAAAGUGAGGUCCACAUUAAAAAAAUUUUGUUCUCAGGUAUUUCCUCUCCUUAGCUGGGCAGAUUUGUAACGGACUCAGUGCCACACCUUCAAAAAUUACCUGUUUUGUGGUUUCAGUUAUGUCAUUUUGACUGAAGUUUUUAUUGAGUAGACUUUUUGUGACAGAAUAUUAGUUCAUAUUUUGUAUAAGAGUUAUGUCAAACUUUAAACAGAAUACAUUCUUCUGAAGAUUUUUUAUUCUCCUUUUGACAGUAAAGAUUUUGUGUCUGACCUUUUUCAGACUUUGAUUGUGAAUGUUUUAUAACUAGAACACAUCUGCCUGUGAUUGACGAAUAUUUUGCGAAAGCACUUUGUGGCAUUCUGGAUAAUAGGCAUUUUAUUCUGUUUGAUUUCGCCAUGGCUGAAACUAAAUAUUUUGUCUGUCAGUUUGUCUAGUCAGUGAAGAAUUGAGCAAAAAUUUUGUCAAACUGAAUAGUCAAUACUUUUUGUAUAAAAAUAUAUCAUUCUGUGAAGAGUAAACAUUUUAUUUAACUCAUUCGCUACGUAUUAUUUUCGGCUUGUGGAUGAAUUUUUUUUCGGGAGGGAAAAUGAGAUGAUGACUAGUGGGCAGUUAAAAGGUCCUUGGGGCCACAAAUUCAAAUAAAUAUCAACAUAUUAUAUACCAAUAUUUCCAGUAUGGUUUGUAGAAUACAUCUGUAAUGUUUAUUUAUGUAUUUUUCAACUUUGGUUCCUGUAAGAGGCGAUUAUGCAAUGCAAUUUUAAUUUGAUGCGGAUAAAAUUAGAAAA